UAUGCAGGUUCUUACCACCUCCCAUGGCAUAUUUCCAAGUAGCUGGGUCUUUGGAUAGCAGCAUUGCAUUUUGGAUAUGGAGCAUUGAAAUUGUAUGUUGUCCAAGAGGUGCACCACCCACCUGUGGCAUUGCUUUAGUCCUUUCCUGUUAUCUUGGAUAAAUCUAUGGGAAAGGGAAGGAAGGUUUAACAAGAGGAAAUAUACAGAAAUCUCUGGUGGCCUGUGGGAUGCACUGGACUCCAUAAUUGCAGAAGCUGCUACACCCUAGAUGUGUUGCAGUGGAGGUGGGUUUGUGAUGAGAAACAAGAGAGUCCUUUCCUCUCAGCUGGAGCGGCGAUGCAGCAUUGUUCAUUAUGUCUACCAGAAAAUGCUGGGAGGCUCCAUUCAGGCACAGCUCAGGCAGAGAUUGGAGCUGGCUUUUCUGCGUUCUCUUUCCUCAUACUGCCUCUUUCGAAGAGCAAGUCCCUUUGACAGGAGAGUUACAUGUCUGGAAUGGCACCCAACACACCCCAGUACGCUAGCUGUUGGUUCCAAAGGUGGAGACAUCAUCCUUUGGGAUUGUGAAGUACUUGCUAAAACCUGCUUCAUAAAGGGGAAAGGGCCAGGAGAUUCUCUCGGAGACAUCAAGUUCAGUCCUUAUGAGGCAGAGAAGCUUUAUGUGGCAUCAGGUGAUGGCACCCUAAGUCUGCAGGAUCUUGAGGGCAGAGCGGUGCAGGUGAUCUCUCGUGCCCUGGACUGUGGCCAUGAGCAUCAUAAUGUUUGUUGCUGGUACUGCAGUGUGGACGUUUCUACAAGCUGGAAUACCGUGGUGACAGGUGAUAAUGUGGGCAAUGUGGUCCUGCUCAGCACUUCUGGUGAAGAGAUCUGGAAGCUGAAAUUGCACAAGAAGAAAGUGACUCAUGUAGAGUUUAACUCCCGAUGUGAGUGGAUGUUUGCCACAGCAUCUGUGGAUCAGACAGUCAAAAUCUGGGACCUCAGAAACAUCAAAAACAAAACAAACUUUCUUCAUCUGCUUCCACAUGAGAAACCUGUCAAUGCAGCUUACUUCAGCCCAACACAUGGUGCCAAGCUUCUGAGCACAGACCAGCACAAUGAAAUCAGGGUUUACUCAUCUUCAGACUGGACCAAGCCACAGCAUCUGAUUCCACAUCCACAUAGGCAGUUUCAGCACCUCACACCUAUUAAGGCGACGUGGCAUCCUCGCUAUGAGCUCAUCGUGGUAGGUCGCUACCCAGACCCCAAGUUCCCCGGGUACACGCUGAACGAGCUGCGCACCGUGGAUGUGUUCGAUGGGAACACCGGCGACAUGGUGUGUCAGCUCUACGAUCCAAACGCUUCGGGCAUCAUCUCGCUCAAUAAAUUUAACCCUAUGGGAGACACACUGGCUUCUGGCAUGGGCUUUAAUAUUCUGAUCUGGAACCAGGAGGAGAUGGCAGCCAAGAAGCAUGAACUUCUCUUGAAAGCCAUGACAAACGAGGAGAUUGAACCAUGAGAGAAUAGGGGAUUGGAAGCUGGAGUUCAUCCAGACAUGGAGGGCAGAGGCAGGC
This is a messenger RNA of Melospiza georgiana, 1547 nucleotides long. It is a transcript of the gene DDB2, whose product is annotated as damage specific DNA binding protein 2. Lineage: Eukaryota; Metazoa; Chordata; Aves; Passeriformes; Passerellidae. The record is from RefSeq and is a predicted model, not a curated record. Gene Ontology annotation, cellular component: Cul4-RING E3 ubiquitin ligase complex; nucleus. Gene Ontology annotation, biological process: response to UV; DNA repair. Gene Ontology annotation, molecular function: damaged DNA binding; protein binding. Bases 269 to 1492 code for a protein of 407 amino acids. The transcript has 10 exons.